AUGAGUUCUCUCACCGGACUUUCUCCACUUGAAGCUGUGCUCUUUGAUGUAGAUGGAACACUAUGUGACUCUGAUCCACUCCACUAUGAAGCUUUGCGUGAAAUGCUCCUAAAGAUUGGUUUUAAUGGAGGUGUUCCUAUAACGGAGGAAUUUUUUGUUGAAAAAUUUUCUGGCAAGAUCAACGUUGAUGCUGCCUCAGUUGCCUUUCCUGAGGAUCUGGAACAAGGUUUGAAGUUUGUAGAAGAUAAGGAAGCCAUGUUCCGGAGAUUGGCAAGAGAGCAACUGAAGCCUGUGAAAGGCCUUGAUAAAGUGAGGACAUGGGUUGAAAACCGUGGUCUGAAGAGAGCUGCAGUUACCAAUUCUCCAAGAGAAAAUGCAGAACUCAUGAUCUCAAAACUUGGUCUCUCGGACUUCUUUGAUGUUCUUAUUAUUGGUGAUGAAUGUGAUCGUGGUAAACCUCAUCCCGACCCUUACUUGAAAGCUCUUGAAGUUCUGAAGGCAUCGAAGGAUCAUGCAUUUGUAUUUGAGGAUUCUUUUUCAGGGAUUAUAGCUGGAGUGGCAGCUGGUAUGCCUGUUAUUGGCAUAGCUACACGAAACCCAGAGGAUUUACUGAUGAAAGCAAAGCCUGCUUUUCUGAUUAAGGAUUAUGAGGAUCCAAAGUUGUGGGCAGCUUUAGAAGAAUUUGACAAGCCUGGUGCCGAAAAGUUGGAAUUUCUGGAUAAAAACAUUUAGCAAGGAGUUUGAUGGGCCAAAUUCUGAUGAGCCUUCAUGUCAGAAAAAAUAAAAGGCAAUUAUAAUUUAUCUGCGGGAAGGUUAUGUUUUGUAUCUGACAAUCAACGGUUGUUUCUACAUGUUUUGUAUCUGACAAUGAACCGUUGUUUCAACAAAAAAUUCCUCCGUUAUAGGAACAGCUCCAUUAAAACCAAUCUGACAGCCACCAAGUUGUAUCUUUUGGAGUGGAUCAGAGUCACAGAGUGUUCCAUCUACAUCAAGGAGAUGUUGAACGUGUUGCGUUCCCGUGGCAGAUCCUUCUCCGUGGGAUCAAGGAGAACGUGGCAGUUUU
Molecule: messenger RNA, 1063 nt
Organism: Vigna angularis (adzuki bean)
Lineage: Eukaryota; Viridiplantae; Streptophyta; Magnoliopsida; Fabales; Fabaceae
Product: haloacid dehalogenase-like hydrolase domain-containing protein Sgpp
Exons: 4
Coding region: 1-732 (243 amino acids)
Source: RefSeq, a predicted model, not a curated record